Messenger RNA from Esox lucius (northern pike), 2880 nucleotides. RefSeq names its product tetraspanin-8. The transcript has 9 exons. Gene Ontology annotation, cellular component: membrane. The record is from RefSeq and is a predicted model, not a curated record. The coding region runs from base 252 to 1130 and encodes 292 amino acids. Lineage: Eukaryota; Metazoa; Chordata; Actinopteri; Esociformes; Esocidae.
UCCACCUCUCUCUAUCUCACUCCAUCACACACACACACACAAACACACACACUCUUGCUCUAAGAAGAAAAACGACAUUGCAUCCAGUCGACUCUCGGAUUAGCGUCAACAGAACACUAUUCAGCCGCAUGUAAACAAACACACUUUUAAGAAGGAAUCUCACGACCAAUUCUUUAUAUUUUGUAUACCUUUUCUUGGGUUUAGUCACAAGUCGUGAAGUUUUUUUCUAAAGUUCACUGUUCCAUUUUAAAAUGGGACAAAUAAAUAUCUGGAUAAAAGGCGCGUUUAUUACUGUUUGUCUCUUGAUUGGGAUAAUCAGCUCCCUCUUGUUGGCGAUCACCCUAUUUGGACAUGGUUACGCGCACCAGACUGAAGAGAUAGAAGAACUACUCCCAACAAUAUCCGUUGUGUAUGUCAUAGGAGGAGGAACUCUGGCCCUGACAAUCAUUGGGGCCUACGGAGCUUGCAAGAAAAAAAAGUGGGCUGUGUUUCUGGUGAGCUUGCCAGGAUAUUCCAGUAACAAAGUCUCAGUCUGCACUCAAAAGUUUUCUCUAGGUAUGACAGUGGGCAGUCUGUAUCUGUUAGCCGAGUCCAUCAGUGCAUAUCAAAUGAAAGAAGAGAUAAAGGAGGAAAUCAGAGAACAUUACAAAAUCCUGAUGCCACUUACUAACCCGAGUGAAAAAGAUUUAGGAAGGAUACACAAAAUACAGAAUAAUUUCAAAUGCUGUGGGGUUGAAAACGGCUACAAAGACUGGGGUGACGAAAUCCCUAUUUCCUGUCUCUGUUCUGAAGAUAACAGAGCCUUUAAAUGUGUUGAUUCGGGUAACAACACAAGAUUUAUUGUUCACCAUUCCAGCAACAAUAUGUCUGAAGAAGACCAUGGACUAACGAAAGAACAUAGGCUGGUAUAUGCAGAGCCUUGCAUCCCAGUCUUGAUCAAUUCUUUCAACUUCGUAAUCGACUUGAUUUUAGGAAUAUGUUUUGCAGUUACAUUAUUAUGGGCUGUCGGAGCCUCCCUGUCCAUCACAAUACUCUGCCAGAUGAGAAGAAAAUUGAACGUGCCACCAGUGAUGUUUACCUCCAAGGUGUCACAAUACACCCAGCUGUCGGAUCCAGCAGCAAAUGCCUGAAUUGAAAUGGUGCUCUAAUAAAUGGACGGAUAAAAGAUGGAGUAGUAAAAGAUGGAGUGUUACAGUUAUACAUGGCACGCUUGCUUGAUCACCGUUUGCACAAUGCCGCUAACUCAAGCUAACUCAAGCUAAUUCAAGCUAAUUCAAGCUAACUCAAGCUAACUCAAGCUAAUUCAAGCUAACUCAAGCUAACUCAAGCUAAUUCAAGCUAACUCAAGCUAACUCAAGCUAACUCAAGCUAACUGUGGAGAAGGUUCCCCUUCUAUUACAGACAUGGAUUGGUCGGAUGCUCUUUAUCGAGUUGGUACAUGCUAUUUCAAGUGCGGGAAAUAGUUACGGUGGACAGUGAAAUAUAUAAAGUGAUUACGUUUCCUCAGAACUCAAGGAAUGGACUUUGCCUUAUAUUUUAGAUUGAAGUAUUGAGUGUGCAUUCAUAUAUAUAUAUAUAUAUAUAUAUAUAUAUGUAAUGCACUAAUGUGGACAAAACAUGUUUAUAAACCAUGAACCAAAAAUUCUAAAAGAAACGUAUACUAUAAGUUAGUUUCCACCAAUUGAAAUGGAGUAAUUCGGUCUCUUAUUAUCAGUAAGGUAAAUCACUAUAUUGUUAUUACCAGUAUUGGCUAUUAUACAGAUAUAUACAUUAUACAUAUAUAAUACACGUAUAACACAUAUAGUAGUGCAGGUACAGGGAUUAAUGGAGUGUGAUCGGUUAAUACAUACCUUGUCAUCUGGAUAUAAGCAGUAAUGUUAAGGUGUAUUAAACUUUUAUUAUGUUAAUUAUACCUAUUGCGAGAUUUAUGUUAUUGCAUGUACUAAAUGUAAUUUCUGUUUAUUCCUAGAACCACACACUCAAACAGAAACACAUACACGUACAAGCCAAAACAAUGUAAAGGAGUUGUUGUCUUGUGGUGACUAAUAAAGGACAUUAACAAAUACUAUGGUUCGUCCCAAACCAAAAGCUUUGUGACUUUUCACUCUUUUAACCAGGAGUAAAAUAAUAUUUUAUACUAAUUAAUGCUAACUCAACUUAACUCUCGCGAACUCAUGGUGGCUUGUGUUAAACCUGCUAAUCGGUGACAAGGAGUUGGCUGGACAUGUACCGUAUUUUUAUACAACCUUACAUACAGCUAACGCAACCAAUUAAAACUAAGGAUCAAAAUACUGAGUGAGAAAGUGGCAAUAAUUUGACCAUUUGCUCUGGAGACCAUACAAGUGUUUGGAAUGAAGGGACAAGUGUCUGUUCUAGGUUCAUUUUGAUAACCAACAUCCUUGAUUAAUAAUUUCUGUUUGCAUAAUGCAACUGUAUAAUUAAAAUUACUUGCCAUUUUAUUACAGGAAGUCACAUUCAGGACCUCACAGCAAUGGUAUCUGUUCAAAAGGCCUUUGUUCCCAUGUCGUCCUUAUUCAUUUUCUGCCUGCUCUCUCUUUCACUCUUCAUUGAAUUUUGAUAAUUUCCUGUUUCCAUAUCUUCACCCCUGCUAUUUCUGACUCCCUCUGUUCUUCCUCUGUUAUUUGUUCUGCAUUUUCUUGCUUAUGCUCUGCUCCAUCUCUCUUCUUGUUGUCUAUUUUAUUUUUUUACCCUCUCUUUCUUUCAAUAUAAUACAGAAUGACUCAGGUAAUAAAUGGUAUUUUAAAUAGUGGUGAAGUAUUGAUAGACUCAGAAUUGUGUGAUACAUGACUGGUGCCACAUGUCUAUUUACAUAUAACAAUAUUUAACAUUGAUUCAAUAAACUCUACUUUGUUCUAUUCA